ACCCUCCCCGGGGGUGCCCGUAGCCCCCAUCCCGCGGUGCCCCCACUCUCGGCGUGACGUCCUCCCCCCGUGGACUCUCGAAACCGCAGCCGCUUUUCCGCGCUCCCUCCCCUCCCCGCCCGGCCGGAGGUGCAGGCGGAGGGUGGCCCACGACGCCCCGCGGGUGCCGGUGCUAGGGCUGCCCUCGCCCCGCCGUGCCAGCCCUCGCCGGUGAGUCCUGCAGUUGGGAUCCCACCGCGUCCCGUCAGCGCAGGUCCCAUGGCGCUGGGCUGGGCCGUGCUGGUGCUGCUGGUGCUGAGCCCCCUGCGGGCGUGUGGGGCUGAGCUGCUGGAGCCAGGGGUGCCCCGGGGCGGGCAGUGGGUCUGGGGGGAGGCCAAGCCCCUGCCCCUCUCCCGUGGGAAGAGGGAUGACAGUGGGCAGGAGCCCAGUGCCUCCACAAAGAUCAGCAGUGACAAGAGCAAUGUGCCACCACCAGCACCCGGCACCGAGGCCAGCCUGCUCCGGGUGCCAACCACAGCCGAUCCCAUGGAUGAUUCCCCCGAGCCUGAGCUGCUCCUGAGCUCUGCAGUACCAGUGCCCAGCACCAACGCCAGCCUGCUCCCGGUGCUUGCAGUGUCCACCACAGCCGAGCCUAUGGAUGAGACAGAUUCCCCUAAACCCGACUUACUGGAGGACUCUGCGGCACCAGCAGUGCCCAGCGCCAGCACCAGCCUGCUCCGGGUGUCCGUAGUGCCCACCACAGCCGAUCCCAUGGAUGAGACAGAUCCCCCUGAUCCCGACCUGCUCCCGAGCUCUGUCCCACCACCAGCACCCAGCACCAAGGCCAGCCGGGCACUCGUGGUGCCAAACACAGCUGAUCCCAUGGAUGAGACUGAUUCCCCCGCUCCCGACCUGCUGCCAGGCUCAGAGCCUGGCACUCCAUCAGCAGCCCAAAAGAGCAUCACCACCACCACCACCCCCAGCUGGCUCACGGCACCCAUCGAGGAGGGCACAGUGACUGAUGGCCUGGACAGCAGCUCCUCCACGGGGCCACACUCAACAGCCGCCCCAGCCCUUGUCCUCACCAGCACGGGCUACAAGAAACCCAAGAAAUCCGAAGCUCUGCCUGCAUCGACCCUCCCGGCCUCUUGGGACACGACGCCGGUGGCCACCGCGGUGCCCUGGGAGCCCAGCGGGGUGAUAAGCAAGUGCCUGCUGGCCAUCCUGCUGCUGGGGCUGGUGGCCGCCACCUUCCUGGUGUGCACGGGGGUGCUGGGGACGCUGCUGUGGCGGCGGGCGCGGAUGGGGCAGCGCCGGUUCAGCCCCACCGAGAUGGUUUGUAUCUCCUCGCUGCUGCCCGACGCAGAGGCUGCCGCCGGCCCCCGGCCUGUCCCGGCCCGGAGGCACAAGCUGCUGCUGCCCGACGGCAGCUCCGAGCCCGAUGGAGACAACCUGACUCUCAGCAGCUUCCUGCCGGAGCACUCCUGAGCCCCGGGCAUGGCUCCCGCAUCCCGCAGCGCUGCGGGGCCGCGUGCCCGGUCCCCGGUGGAGCCGCGGGCAGCGUGCCCCUGUCCCCCGGUGUUUUAGCUUGGACCAGUGUGACGGAGCUGCUCCCCCCGCGGCCAGCUCAGCCCUCGAAGCCCAUCCCAUUAAAGAGUUACCCGGACAUGGUGGUCUCUUCCUGGCAGGGACGGCACCCGUCAGCCCCCUCCCGGCCCCGCCGCCUGCCCACAUCCUGCUGCCAAAAUUUCGCUUCUCCAUCCUCCCCCUCAAACCCCUGGGGGAGCAGAAACGAAACCCGCGGCCACUCCUUGCCGGGCAGGGACCAGACCCCGGGAGCUUGGGGAUGGGACCGCAGCCCCCGGGGCCUCGUGGGAGCUGGAAGG
Messenger RNA from Vidua macroura (Pin-tailed whydah), 1865 nucleotides. It is a transcript of the gene SELPLG, whose product is annotated as selectin P ligand. Gene Ontology annotation, cellular component: plasma membrane. Lineage: Eukaryota; Metazoa; Chordata; Aves; Passeriformes; Viduidae. The transcript has 2 exons. Bases 259 to 1467 code for a protein of 402 amino acids. Gene Ontology annotation, biological process: leukocyte tethering or rolling; hemopoiesis. The record is from RefSeq and is a predicted model, not a curated record.